AUGGGGGUGGCGGGGCGGCGGGUGUCGCCGGUUCUGGUGCUGGCGUUGGUGCUGGCGCUGGGCGCGGCGGUGCGCGGCGGCCCCGGGCCCGUCACCUGCGGCUCCGUGGUGAAGCUGCUCAACGUGCGGCACAAUGUCCGUCUGCACUCGCACGACGUGCGCUACGGCUCCGGCAGCGGGCAGCAGUCGGUGACCGGGGUGUCGGCGGCGGAUGAUGGGAACAGCUACUGGCGGGUGCGGGGCCGCACGGCGGCCGUCUGCGAGCGGGGCACGCCGGUGCGCUGCGGGCAGGCCAUUCGCCUCACCCACCUGGGCACCGGCCGCAACCUCCACAGCCACCGCUUCGCCUCCCCGCUCUCCGGAAACCAGGAGGUGAGCGCGUUCGGGGAGGCCGGCGAGGGCGACUACCUGGAUGACUGGACGGUGGUGUGCAGUGGGACCUACUGGGCGCGGGACGGCGAGGUGCGCUUCCAGCACGCCUCCACCGACGUCUUCCUCUCGGUGACGGGGGAGCAGUACGGGCGGCCCAUCCACGGGCAGAAGGAGGUGCACGGCAUGGCCGCCUCCAGCCAGAAUAACUACUGGAAGGUGAUGGAGGGCAUCUUCAUGCAGCCCAGCGAGGUCUUCAAAGCGGAGCGGUACCACGCUGAGUUGUGAUGGACAGACAGACUGCCGCCGAGCCUCUGGGCGCUGCCCUGCAGUGUUCGGGGCUGCUCAGCCUGGGGGACGGCCCCUGUCCCCACCGGGGUCUGACAUGCCAGGACGCAGAGCCCCAAAUCCAACACGAAGCAGAUCCCAACGUCCUGAAUUCGAUGUGGAGCAGAUCCCGGUGUCCCAAAUCUGACACGAAGCAGAUCCCAACGUCCAGACCUGACCCAAAGCAGAGCCCAACAUCCAAGAUCCAACAUGAAGCAGGUCCCCACGUCCUAAACCCAGCCCAAAGCAGAUCCUAACAUCCAGACCCGACCCAAAGCAGAGCCCAGCAUCCGAGAUCCAGCACAAAGCCAAGCCCAAUGUCCAGACCUGACCCAAAGCUGAGCUCAACAUCCAGAGCAGGUUCCCAAACUCCCCAGCCCUUCCCUUGUAGCUCCCUCCUCCGUCCCCUCUGGCCGAGGAACCCCCCCCAAAGGACUGCUGUCCCCCGGGAGCUGUGCUCCGGUUCCCCCCCCCCCCGCUGUACCCCAAACCGCUCCCGGUGCCCGGCAGGGGCCUGGGGCCAUAAAAGGGCUGAAUCCUC
Gymnogyps californianus (California condor) is the source of this 1237-nucleotide messenger RNA. RefSeq names its product stromal cell derived factor 2 (gene SDF2). The record is from RefSeq and is a predicted model, not a curated record. Lineage: Eukaryota; Metazoa; Chordata; Aves; Accipitriformes; Cathartidae. The coding region runs from base 1 to 657 and encodes 218 amino acids. The transcript has 3 exons.